GGGACUGGGGCGGGACUUCCGGCGUCGCCGGAAGUGUAUUAGCGCCAGGUCGGAGUUGUGGGGUCGCGUCAGUGCGGAGACAGCGGUGUCCUGCGCGUCGUCGGGUCAGUACUGGGGGCCGCGUCGUAGGGACUCACUGGCGGUGCGCGACCCGGGCUGGCUCCGGGGGUGGCGGGCGCAGCUGCUGUGACAGCUUAUUGCAGGAGUGACCAGGACACUACCUCCUAGAAGUAAUGCCCACAGAAAGCGCAAGUUGUUCGACUGCUCGCCAAACAAAACAGAAGCGCAAAUCCCAUAGCCUUUCUAUACGAAGAACUAACAGCUCGGAGCAGGAGAGGACGGGACUGCCAAGAGACAUGUUAGAAGGACAAGAUUCUAAACUGCCUUCCUCGGUUCGCAGUACACUUCUGGAACUGUUUGGUCAAAUAGAAAGAGAGUUUGAAAACCUUUAUAUUGAAAACUUAGAAUUGCGUAGAGAAAUCGACACCCUUAAUGAACGUUUAGCUGCUGAAGGACAAGCGAUUGACGGAGCAGAGCUGAGUAAGGGCCAACUCAAAGCAAAAGCCAGUCACAGCACCAGCCAGCUCUCCCAGAAACUGAAGACCACUUACAAGGCUUCCACCAGCAAGAUUGUCUCCAGCUUUAAGACCACGACAUCGCGAGCUGCCUGCCAGCUCGUGAAGGAGUACAUCGGCCACCGGGACGGCAUCUGGGAUGUCAGCGUGGCCAAGACGCAGCCAGUGGUGCUUGGGACUGCAUCGGCCGAUCACACGGCUUUGCUGUGGAGCAUAGAGACAGGGAAGUGCCUAGUCAAGUACGCAGGCCACGUGGGCUCAGUAAAUUCUAUCAAAUUUCAUCCCUCAGAGCAGUUGGCUCUCACUGCUUCUGGAGAUCAGACUGCUCAUAUCUGGAGAUACGCGGUGCAGCUGCCGACACCCCAGCCUGUUGCUGACACUAGUCAGAUAUCUGGGGAAGAUGAAGUAGAGUGCUCUGACAAGGACGAGCCCGACCUCGAUGGGGACGUGUCCAGUGACUGCCCCACCAUCCGCGUGCCACUGACAUCCCUCAAGAGCCACCAGGGCGUGGUCAUCGCCGCCGACUGGCUGGUUGGGGGGAAGCAGGCCGUGACUGCCUCCUGGGACCGGACGGCAAACCUGUAUGACGUGGAGACGUCCGAGCUCGUUCACUCUCUGACAGGGCACGACCAGGAGUUGACGCACUGCUGCACACACCCCACCCAGCGGCUCGUGGUGACCUCCUCCCGCGACACGACUUUCCGUCUCUGGGAUUUCAGGGACCCCUCCAUCCACUCGGUGAAUGUUUUCCAGGGACACACGGAGCCUCUGACUCCCUGAGUGAGACACAACACUAUUGAAAUUAGGCCAAUUAACAUCCCUACAGCAGCCUCUCAGUGUUGAAAUGAAGAGUUGCGUGUCUCUCACUUGAAAGCUGGAAAUGACGAAGCUUAGUGAGGAAGAUGUGUCGAAGGCAGAGGGGCUGAAAGCUGAGCGUCCUGCACCGGACAGCCAGGUUCUGAAUGCAAAGGAAAAUUUCCGGAAGGAAAGUAAAACUGCUACUCCAGUGGACACACGAAUGAUAAGAACACGAUCCUAAUGCUGAUAUGAAGGAAGUUUGAGUGGUCUGGAUUGAUUAAACCAGCCACAUUCCCUUUAGCCAAAGCCUUAUCCAGAGCAGGGCCCUGACUCUUCAAUUCUGUGAGGGCUUAGAGAGGUGAGGGAGCUGUGGAAGAAAAGCUGGAAGCUGGCAGAGGUUGGUUUAUGAGGUUUAAGGAAGGAAGCCGUCUCCAUAACAUGAGAGUGCAAGGUGAAGCAGCAAGUGCUGAUGGAGAAGCUGCACCAAGUUCUCUGGAAGAUCCAGCUGAGAUCAUUGAUGAAGAUGACUGUGUUUAAUAACAGAUUUUCAGUGUAGACAAAGCAGCCUUCUGUUAAAGAAGGUGCCAUCUAGAACUUUCCUAGCUAGAGAAGUCACUGCCUGGCUUCAAAGGACAGACGAUGCUUUUGUGAGGGACUAGUACAGCUGGUGACUUAGAGUUGAAGCCAGUGCUCAUUUGCCAUUCUGAAAAUCCUAGGGCCCUUAAGAAUUAUGUGAAACCUACUCUGCCUGUGCUCUAUAAAUGGAUCACCAAAGGCUGGAUGAGAGCACAUCUGUUUACACCAUGGUUUACUGAAUAUUUUAAGCCUAUUGUUGAGGCCUACUGCUCAGGAAAAAAGUUUUUUUUUUUUUUUUUUUUUUUCAAAAUUGUCCUGCUUAUUGACAGUGCACCUAAGGGCUCUGAUGGAGAGGUACAAGGAGAUGAAUGGUGUUUUCAUGCCUGGUAACACAACCCCCAUUCUGCAGCCCAUGGUUCAAGGAGUCAUUUUGACUUUUGAGUCUUAUUACUUAAAAAAUACACUUCGUAAGGCUAUAGCUGCCAUAGAUAGUGAUUCCUCUGAUGGACCGUGGCAACGUCAAUUGGGCACCUUCGGGAAAGGAUUUGUCUUUCUGGUUGCCAUUCAGAACACUUGUGAUUCAUGGGAGAAGGUCAAAAUGUCACAGGAAUUUGAGAGAUGUUGAGGGGUUCAAGGCUUCAGGGGAGAAAGUCACUGCAGGUGUGGUGGAAACAGGAAGAUAACUAGGAUUAGAAGUGGAUCCUGAAGAUGGGACUGAAUUGCUACAAUCUCAUGAUAAACUUGAAUGGACGAGGAACUGCUUCUUAUGGAUGAGCAAAGAAAGUGGUUUCUUGAGUGGGAAUGUACUCUUGGUGAAGAUGCUGUGAGCAUUGUUUAAAUGACAGCAAAGGAUUUUGAAUAUUCCAUAAACUUCAGUAGUAAAGCGGUGGUAGGGUUUGAGAGGACUGACUCCAGUUUUGAAGUUCAAUUGUGGGUAAAAUGCCUUUUUAUUUUAUUUUAUUUUUUUUGAGAUGGGAGUCUCGCCCUGUUGCCUAGGCUAUAGUGCAGUGGUACUAUCUUGGCUCACUGCAACCUCCGCCUCCCAGGUUCAAAUGAUUUUUCUGCCUCAGCCUCCCGAGUAGCUGGGAUUACAGGCACCUGCCACCACGCUUGGCUAAUUUUUACAUUUUUAGUAGAGACAGGGUUUCACCACGUUGGCCAAGCUGGUCUCAAACUGCUAACCUCAAAUGAUCCACCUGCCUUGGUCUCCCAAAGUGCUGGGUUUACAGGCGUGAGCCACCAUGACCGGCCCCAGUAAAAUGCUUUUAAACAGCAUCACAUGUGGUAGAGAAAUCUUUUGUAAAAGGAGGAGUCAAUUGCUACAGCAGACUUCAUUGCUGUCCUAUUUUAAGAAAUUGUCCCAGCCUUCAGCAGCCACCACCCUGAUCAGUCAGCAGCCGUCAGCAUCGAGGGAGGACCCUCCACCAGCAAAAAGAUUAUGACUCACCAAAGGCUCAGAUGACUGUUAGUGUUUUUUAGUGGCAAAAUUUGUCUUACUUAAGAAAUGCACAUUGCGUUUUUAGAGGUAAUGUGGGUGCUCACUUAACAGACUACAGGAUGGUGUGGCUAUAGCUUCUGUAUGCACCGGAAAACCAGACAGCUCUUGUGAUCCACGUUACCGCAAUCUUCACCUCACAGCGUGGUCUGGAACGAAUGGAACCCGCAGAAGCUCCAAGAUUGCCUGUGUUUGUCCUAACCCCCAGGAGCUGCAGCUGGAAGUCAGUGCUUUUCACCUGAACUAAGUUCUUUUCUGUUCAUGUGUUUUUCACCCAGCAGUGUAAUUCCAAAGCCUGGCCCUCUCCUGGCUGCUGCAUUCCCUUGCACACACCCAGGGGGGUGAACCCACACCAGGCCGUUCCAGCGUGGGCCCUCACUGUGCAGACCGUGGGUGAAUAGACGUGCCUGCAAGAGGCUUUUGCUGUCAUGACAUUUGCCUGUUUAGAUCUCAGCCUCAGCCCUCAGACCCCCCUCAGCACACCGCAAUCCUGUAGAGUUUUCCUCCCCUCCCCAUUUCCCUUUUUUGUUUUGUUUUGUUGUUGUUGUUGUUGUUGUUGUUAUUUUGGUUGCUAUAAAAAGGAGCUGACAGGCGAGGCAUCACUGGCCAUUAAGCCUCCUCUGUGGGUGGCAGGUGGCUCUGCCUUGUGCUGGGCUGGCAGUGUUUGCAAUGCGGAUAAACUUCAGCAUUGAAAAAAACAGGAGAUCAUCUCAACAUGGAUGCAAUAUUUGAGGAUGCAAAGUUUUUUGGUUUCUUCCUUUUUAAUUCUUUACAAACGAUUUUAACUUUAUUCCCAAAAUGUGGUCUUUGGUGCUUUCUUGUAAAGAAAACACAACAUACAUGUAACCAAACAAAAUUUUAAAAAAUCAGUUGAGAAAUUAUAAUGAUCACUUUGAAGUGAUGACAUGUUUGUGUGCUUUUAUUUCCAAACAUCUGGGAGAGAGAUUUGGCACUAAACAGUGAGUUCUAGAUCGUGUGCUCAGAAAGGUAAACACACUUUUGCACCUUGUGUCAUGGUGUUAACAGUUUUCUUUAUGCUUUUAAAGGGAAAAGUUUAGAAAGUGACAUUUUUAACUGGAUGAUGGGCAGUUUUUAUUGCAUCUGAACUUUGUGCUUGGUCACAGUCAGCAUGCAGGCGUCAGCUUGGGUGUGGGCCUCUGGGUGCUGUCCGGCCAGCCGGCCGCCUGGGAGGUGGGCGUUGGAAAGGCCGCAUGUGGUCUCUAAAUCAGUUUGCUUUCCAUUUUCAGAUCUGCUUUCUUUUUGGUGAUGGCUUUUGAGGCCUUGUCUGUGGGAAAGGUGGAGAGCCAGCCAUCUACCAGGUGGUGACUUUGUGGACAGCAGGGCCCUGUGGAAGGGCCUCUGGGGUGGAAGUGACAUGGAGAUGAGGACGGCCUGCAGGCUGCAGGGGCCUUGGAAGCACACCUGUGUCUCCUCUCAGUGUUACAUCGCAUACCCAUAUGCCUGAAAGCUUGGUGGUUGUCUUUUUAAUUAGAUUACAUUAGAGUACUUUAACAAAAUGUUGUAUGUAUUCAUGGAGUGUGAGUGCAGUUUUGCUACCUUGAUGUACUCCACUCAGGUGAGGCCAGGGCCUUCAGCAUACCCCUCGCUGGAGUGACACUCAUUGCACUCACCAGGCAACCUCCUGUCAUCCACCCUGCCCCGGUUCUCUGCUCUGUCCAUCAGUCCUGUAUCCACCCCACCCUGGGUCGUCUCUGCCCUGUCCAUCAGUCCUCCCGUCGUCCCCCCUGCCCUGGGUCAUAUCUGCCCUAUCCAUCAGUCCUCCCGUCACCCACCCCGCCCCGGGUCUCUGCCCUGUCAGUCGUCCCAUCACCCACCCCGCCCUGGGUCUCUGCCCUGUCUCUCAGUCCUCCCGUCACCCACCUCACCCUGGGUCUCCACCCUGUCUGUCAGUCCUCCGCUGUCCUGUGUGCACAUAGUUUUGCUCCCACUUGCCAGUGAGGACACCCGCUCUUUGUCUUUCAGUGUUUGUAUUGUUUCACUUAAGAGAAUGGCCCCCAGUUCUAUCCAUGUUGCUGCAUAAAUUAAUAAAGGUGAUUUUAUUUUUAGGAAGUAUAUAGAUUUAUAUAAAUACAACUCUUAAUAAUAACUGGCUGAUAUCCAAGGUUAUCAUAAAACCGAGGCUAGGGUCACUAAGGACUCCAUCUGUCGCCCGUGACAGCUUUUCGGAGCUUUGGUGGUUGACCUGAGUAUGGUGCAGAUUCCAGAGAACCGUAGUGGGCAGCCGUUGGCGGGAACAGGACCUCACUGCAGCACUUGUGUUCAGGGGUGGUCUUGGGUGUUUCUGUAUAUUAGUUAGUGAAUGCUUUGUCUUGUGACCACAGAAACUGCCAAGGAGACAUUAGCAGAUACAGUGUGCAGCUGGGCACACCUAGGCCCAGUGGUUCUUACUGUGCAAAGGAGAAUCCUUGUCUCUUACCAGCAGAGCAGCGCUGUCCGUGCCACCACCUGCAGAGCUGCUGUUCCAUCCUCCCCUCUCAGUGUCCUGUGGUAUGAACCUAACAGUAACUUCCUGAGCCAGUCCCUUGUUGAUGCAUGUUUUUAAAUUUUUAUUGGUUUAUUUUUUUUGAGACAGAGCCUCACCCUCUCACCUAAGCUGGACUGCAGUGGCAUGAUCAUGGCUCACUGCAAUCUCGACCUCCCGGGCUCAAGUGAUCCUCCCACCUCAGCCUCCUGAGUAGCAGGGACUACAGGGCUGUGCCACUACUGCCUGCUAAUGUUUGUAUUUUUUUGUAGAGAUGGAGUCUCACCAUGUUGCUUAGGCUGCUCUUGAAAUCUUGGUCUCAAGUGAUCCUCUUGCCUCAGCCUCCAAAGUGCUGGGAUUACAGGCAUGACUCAUUGAGCCUGGCUGCCUAUUGAUGCAUUUUAAAGUUGCUUCCAAGUUAGAAUAUUGUUUUUAAAAGUGAGAGGAGAUUUAGUGUAUCUCCGUUUUACCCUUUUAAAGUUCCUCAUUUAAGAAGGGCUACUCAGGAACUGAUAAAUAAGGACUUAAGGAAAUGAUUGCAUUUGAAUUGCUCUACUCGACAGCUUUGUUUCGGCCUGUCAGAUUCUGUCACUUUGCUUUGAGAUGACUGUGAGACAGCCAUCAGGCUAUUGACACAUACUCAAAACUUCCUAACUGUGAGGUACUUCAGGACAGACUCCGGAGACAGGUGCGGGUGUCUGAGUCCACAGGUCAGCAGAAACCAGCAUGAUAUGCAGAGCGGGCAGCAUGGGGAGGGGUGGCUGCCUAAAGCGUCAGCUUACGUUUGGAAAAGAUGGUGGUGACCAUGCUGUGUGCGUGGCCACUGCAGAGCCAGGGCCCGGGUGGCAUGUGAGGGUCGCCUGGCAGCCUCUGAUCAGCAUCUGCACUGUGUGCACUCAGCCACCCUCAGCCAGCUCUGUUUGAAGUCCCUGCAUACAUCUGCGCUGUGUGCACUCAGCCACCCUCAGCCAACCCUGCCUGAAGUCCCUGCACACAUCUGAGCCGUGUGCACUCAGCCACCCUCAGCCAGCUCUGCAUGGAGUCCCUGCACACAUCUGAGCCGCGUGCACUCAGCCACCCUCAGCCAGCUUUGGUUGAAGUCCCUGCACACAUCUGCGCUGCGUGCACUCAGCCACCCUCAGCCAGCUUUGGUUGAAGUCCCUGCACACAUCUGCGCUGUGUGCACUCAGCCACCCUCAGGCAGCUCUGCAUGAAGUCCCUGCAGGCAUCUGAGCUGCAGGGUUUCUGGUGCUCAGCAGCAGAGCAGAGAAACACUUCAUUUAACACCAUCUUUGGAGAGCACGAUGUUCCAGAGAAGUGAUUUCUCCAAUGAUCCCUCAAGAACCAACACUUUGUAAAAAAAAGACUAUUUCGUGUGUGUGUGUAAGAGAGGGACACACCAGUGCUUUAGGAGUGUGCACGCACUGCCACGCUGCCUCCCUGCCCCGAUGGCCUCACAGGCCGGGUGUUACUGUUUGUCUCUGCCGUGUGUUUUGUUUCAGCUUCUCUGGAAGUCAGUUGUUGCUUUUUCCCAUUUUUGUGCUGGUUGCUAACGCUGUUUCUCACUCAAUCCCACUGAUUUACUUACUGCUCCUGAACAUUCUAAAACUGAUAUGUAGAAAUGAAAGUGACCCUGAAUGAAAGACUAAGGGCCAUUCCUAUGAAGAAAGAACAUGAGUGCGUGGGCGUUAGGAAUUUCCUCUAUAUACCAGAAGGCCGUGCUGCAAUACUAGUCAAGAGCGUGUAUUUGGAAAAUACGUCUGUAUAGGCUCCUGCAGAUGCAGUGGUUGUAAGAAACAGUCUCUGUCCUUAGUAGCCUUGACAUUCUAGGAUGAUAAGAUCAGCACACGAGACAGAGCAGAGCAAGAGAACACAGAGCUGGGUGCUGUUACUGAGUCCAGGCACCACAGGUCAGUGUUGCUGUAAUGGGUCUUCUUUCUUUGUGUCGUAGCCAAGGUGAAGCUCUUCAGCUAGCAGAAGAGUGUUCUCACUGUGCCCCCAUAGCUCAUGGACCUGAUCUUUAGAAUCUUAUUUUUGGUCGGGUGAGGUGUCAGGUUAUACUGAACUAAAUGUUUUCUUUGAAUAGUCUGUGGAAAGGUUCUUACUAAUUCAGUUAGUCAAAUGUUAGGGAGGCUUUAGCGUAGUCUGAAGUCACUUUAGAAGCCCUUCUCUGUGGGACGUGGUAAACACGGAUAUUGCAGAGGCUUCUUGUGGCUUUGCUGUGGUGCCUGUUGGCAGCACUUCCAGGCCUUAGGGUGCUGUUGUGCGCCUAACACUGCUGACCUUAUAAUAUUAUAAGUGGCCAGUCACUUGCCCCCUUCGCUGGGAGGAGGGAGGCGUCACUGGAGUGACUUUACCUCCUCCUCUGCUGCACACUGUCUCACGAGGAGCGGGGCCUGCACACAGCCAGUGCUUAAUAAAUAUUUGUUGCAUGAACAGUUCUGUAGUGCAGCCCUUAUCAGUGACUUAGUUGGGAAAUCUCUCGUUAUUUCUGCCGAGAGGGGUUGGAGAGUAGCAUGGCCCCAUGAGACUACUGAGGUAGAACUAUGCGUUAGGAGAACUGACUUCUCCAGGGAACAGUUGAAUUUGAAAUUCUGAAAAAGAAUCACAUGUGAUACAUACUUGAUUUUUGCUUUGAUUGAUUUUUAUCUUAAGGGUCCACUUUUUUGGGAGGUAGCUGUCAAGGAGUAUUUAGAAAUGUGUCUUAUUUGAAUGUGACUUUUCCGUUUCUUGGUGAGUCCUCUGAGUUCGUCAAAUGAAUGCUUGUGUGAGUUGUUGAAUUCCAAAAGGCGUGGGUGACGAGAAAGGCCAGGAUGGAGCUUCGGAGACCCCGAGUGUGCAUUUGGGCUGCCUGGCUGUGAAGGGAAGACCUGAUUAAUGUGUUAGGAGUUGGAUUUCAUGCAGAUAGCUUGGAAAUUGCAGGAAGGGCCCUGAUGACUCUGAACACAACGCAGCUACCCCACGUCUUCCCUUGCACUGUGAGGCGCCCUCUCCGAGGGGCACCCAGGGGUCCUGGCUGGCUUGUUGGGGUGUCCUUUGGUUACUUAGGGCACUGUUUUAAAGUCAGGACUGUUGGUGACACAGGUGUUGUACUUUUGUAUGAGCGCUGUAAUAGAACAGUUGACCCGCCAAAGUAAUAAAGUAAUAAAGCCACAGUGGUGCCUGUUUCACAGCUGUUCAUUUUCAAAGAUCUGUUCUCGGUACCUUGACUGAGAAGGCUGGGUUCCAAGGAAGGGGCUGCCGUCCACAGGCCUCCCCAUUGCGCACCCUUGCUGUCUGUGGACACACAGGCGUGCUCCUCAGAUGUAAACACAUUACCUUGAGGAAUAGGAAAGGAAACAAUCGUUAGUGUUUGAUGUCGUGCUGGAAAAGCACUCCCAUCCGCGCUCUGUGGCUCGGUGUUUUCCACAUCGUGUCUUCUUAUCCUUAGCAGUGAAAUUUCGGCAGAUUGUUAUGCAGAAGCGGUUCUGUGUCUCUGUGUGACUGGGAGACAGCUGUUCGUCCUAAUGAGGAUGCCAGCUUUGCGGCGUUUCCGCUGAUGGAGACCCGCGGAGGGAGCGGAAUGUUCCAGACCAGGCAGUGGUGUGCGGCGAGGAGGUGCUGCACUGUCAGCUGGAGGAGCACGCUCGGCUGCCCCACAUGACAAGAUAAAUGAGUUUGCCGGAGUUUGGCAGCGUUGGAACCAUUUCCAGUGCACGGCCGUGCGCACCAGCCUCCCCGUGGGACCUGUGGGCUGAGGGUGCCUUGGAAACUGCUGCCUCUUUUGAAGUUCUUUUUUCUUUUGAUGUCCAACAAUACUUGUCAGGAUUGUGAUUUAUUAAAAACCUAAUGUCUUUCAGCAUUUCA
This is a messenger RNA of Symphalangus syndactylus (siamang), 9772 nucleotides long. RefSeq names its product WD repeat domain 37 (gene WDR37). Gene Ontology annotation, molecular function: protein binding. Lineage: Eukaryota; Metazoa; Chordata; Mammalia; Primates; Hylobatidae. The record is from RefSeq and is a predicted model, not a curated record.